Molecule: messenger RNA, 3386 nt
Organism: Mugil cephalus (flathead mullet)
Lineage: Eukaryota; Metazoa; Chordata; Actinopteri; Mugiliformes; Mugilidae
Gene: rtn2b
Product: reticulon 2b
Exons: 8
Coding region: 85-900 (271 amino acids)
Source: RefSeq, a predicted model, not a curated record
AGGAUAGUGGAUUACAGGAGUGUCAGCCAUUUAGCACAAAGUGUGUGACGGUGGGAGCUGGAAGGUUUAUCAUGACCCAGUUGAAUGGAUCUUUCUUUUUCCAUUAUAGGGUGUAUCCAAUACAGGAUAAAAUUAGGCCAGGCAAGCCUUAUAUUGCUGACGGAGCUGGGGUGGCCAAAAAAAGCCUGGAGUGCAAGCCAACACUGGAGGCGCAAGGAAGAGAGGGGAGCAAGCCGGAUCGCUGCUGAAAUGGCCACCAAACUUGUGGAUCUGGUGUACUGGCGGAGCAUGAGGAGGACCUGUGUGGUGUUCACAGGGUUGGUGGUGGGUCUGGCCAGCCUCUUCCAGCUCAGUGCCAUCACUGUGCUCUCACACGUGUGUCUGGGCAUCAUGUGCAUCACCUUCCCCCUCCGUCUGUACUACAAGCUGCUGGAGCUGCUGCGCUGGAACCCCGGGGUCCAUCCCUUCCAGUCGUACCUGGAUCAUGACAGCUCUCUGACAGAUAAGGAGACGGUGAUGCUGGUGGAGGAGGUGGUGCUGCUGAUUGCGUUCGCGGUCACGGAGAUCAAACGCCUCAUUUUCAUCGACAGCAUGAUCGACUCUAUUAAGUUCGUUGUGCUCCUCUAUCUGCUGUCCUAUGUGGGCAUCCUGACCAACGGCCUGACUCUGGUGAUAACUGCUGUGAUCGCCAUUUUUUCUUUCCCUCUGUUGUACAAAAAGCAGCAGGUGAGGAUAAGAAGGACGAUGAGAACCAUCAGAACUUUUGUAAAGAAAAUCAAAAAUAUGUGCUUCGGUCUGUAUGAGUCGGUGAGACCCUCAGAUGCAGCUGCAGAUGCACCCUCCCCAAAACCUGCACUUGCAGCCGCGGCUGCCGCCAAACAGAAAGCCAAGUCAAAGUAACCUGGUGGUCUCAUGCUGAAAGCACUUGGGGUUUGGGAUUUGGAAAAUGUUGGAAUGUUACAUCCUCCGUGGGGCCGCGGGAGGGGCAGCUCAUUUCCAUCUCUCCACCAUGAUGUUAUGGGAAGCAAGAUUUAAUUGAUCCUGACGGCUGAAACAAAGCUGCCAUUCACUCAAGUAGAGGGAGGGGAGACAUAUGAAGAGGGGAGUUUUAUUUACUGAGAUGCUCUCUGUGGGCAGUGUUUGAUCCGACCAGUUCACUCAGUCUCCAACACCACAGAAUGUCACUUAUUUUUUUGGACAACAAGUCUGUUUAUACAUAACUAGAGAGCGCUUUUCCUGUUGGACUGCAGAAUUAUUCAUAACGACACGGCAUCAUUCAGUGUUAACUGAGUCUCCUUACAACUUUUAUAUUAGUGGUAAUGAAAGCCCUGUCCUCUCUUUUUCAUGCUAAUCACAUUUCUGACAGCAGUUGGUUGAUUCACGUUUUCAAACAUUCACAACAAAACAACUGUAAACUAAUGUGAGGAACUUUGAAUGUCCUCAGCACCUGAAUGCGCAUAGUUAGUUUAUUUGUCGUUAAAGUUGACUUUAAUUGUGCUCAUUUAAACCUUUUAGUGUAAUCGUACAUUAACACUUUACUCCACUAGGUGGCAGUGGAGCCAAACUGAAAAACAGUGCUGACAUAUCAUUUAUCUUUUCAGUUAAUAUCCGCAAAGUGUUUCCUGUUUACGCAGCCAGCAGAGAUGUAGAGCAGCAUUAGCAUUCAUUGUGUCUGGCUUUUAAAUGAAGUCCAAAAUGAGUUCCUCUUAUGUUGUUCUUCGUUCUCUUCCAUCAAGAAAACUGCUUAAAGCUCCACUAGGUUGCUAACUCUUAAUAUUGUCUUUGUGUUGGUGUUUGACUUUGUGUGUGUUGUGUACAGUGGCUUCGUGGUGGGUUUACAGCAGGGUUUUUAUGGAGCAAACAGCCGCCUGCUAUGUUUGAACAUCGUGAGAGUGGUGAGAGGAAAACCAAAACAAUGAGCUGUAAGAGGAUAAACUGCUCUGCAGAGUCACAGUGGGUGGAUAACUGUCUGAGGGUUCAUCACUAUGAGCGAACACAUUCACCUGCGUGUAAACACGUGAUCCAUUGUUCAUUUUAUGAUUAGCGCCUUGUGUAAUGUGAGAAUUUAUUUUGUCAAACACUUUUGGAGGUAGUGAAAUAAGAGAUACCUUUUAGAUUAUUGUUGUGUUAGAACUUACUAAACUACGACUAACUACAUCAUUAAGCGUCUUAAUGUGGACGCAUUAUGCUGUCCACUCAACUGGAGAACUGUGUGAACCAGAUGCAUCAAAAACUGACUUCAGGGCUGGUCUGAUAAAGAAGUCACUGACAAAUAUUAAAACACUCACUUAAGGAGGCCAACAAGUUUCAUUAAUAUUCUGCCUCCAGAGACAUUUCAGGAACUUUAUUGAAAUAUUUUGUAAAUCAACCAAACUGACACAAAACACCUCCUUAAAAUUAAAGUAAAUGAAUCAGUCACUGUAAUCCAACAGGAAAAGUUUAAACCCAUAAGGAACUAUUUCAGGUAUCUGUGUUUUGAGCUAGCAGCGCUGUAGAAAACUUGAAUUGUCCUAAACGAGUGUAGGUCAACCCACCUGGACAUUUCAGAUGUGAUCUGGCAUGGAGUUACUACCUGAGGGCGACGGGAGGAUGACAAAAAUCUUAGAUGGACUUAUCGUAUAUUACAACUAGCUGCCAAAUCUGAGCCAGUAAACUGUGGUUAUUUGAGUGUAGCAGCGUUAGCAGGGAGCUACCGUCACUGUGUGGUACUCUCUGGGUUUCAGAUCUUAAAAUGGAGCUGCACUCAUACUAACAUGUCUUAAUGAGCUUAAAGUGAACACGUACAUCACACACAUUUUGUUAGCGGUGCUGAGUUGGGUGUCCACAGAUAGUUCUGCUUUAUUUAGCCUAAAUGUGCUGUCAACUUAUCACACACACUAUUUCUGGUUGCUGCUGACACUCCUUGAAAUAUAGAUUUUACACGGUAUUGGCUCAAGACAUUUUAUAAAACACAGUUGUUUAGAGAGACAUCCUCUUAACUUGAACAUAUAAAACCAAAACUGUCUGUUACAUAGGAAUAAAAUACACAAACAGCUCACUGUGUUAUCACCUGAUAUCUCUUUGUAAAAGUGUAUUAAUGAGUACAGUAUUAGUUUUACUGCUUCUUUUUGGCUGGUCACAUGGAACUAGCUUAAUUGCUGAUUUUUUUUUUUUUGUUUGUUUGUUUGUUUUUUUUUGUUUCUCCAGGACUGUUUAACCGUUGAGUAAAAUAAAAGUAUAAACAUGGUGUUUCAGCACACCAAAUGCUCCAAUCUAAGCAUCAUCUACUGUGUUUUUGGCUUUUUGAUCAAUGUUUACUCAUGUAUCUAUAGCUAUUAUUUUAUUAUUUUUUAUUUUUGACUUCUGUUGUUUUGCUCCCCAAUAAAAAGUUAUUUACUACAAAUGAA